Myxocyprinus asiaticus (Chinese sucker) is the source of this 7268-nucleotide messenger RNA. Its product is annotated as protein diaphanous homolog 1-like. Gene Ontology annotation, cellular component: cytoplasm; actin filament. Gene Ontology annotation, molecular function: actin binding; microtubule binding; small GTPase binding. Gene Ontology annotation, biological process: actin filament polymerization; actin cytoskeleton organization. The record is from RefSeq and is a predicted model, not a curated record. The transcript is spliced from 27 exons. Lineage: Eukaryota; Metazoa; Chordata; Actinopteri; Cypriniformes; Catostomidae. Bases 514 to 4236 code for a protein of 1240 amino acids.
GAGAAAGCGGAAAACUUCAGCUGAUCUGUACUCAUAUGGUUGUAGUCUGAAGCUGAACUCUUUACCAUGGAGCACAAGGAGUGGAUAUCGAUCAUCGGAUGUACUGAUGACAGCUCGGCAGAGUGAUUGAUUAGCAGUUAUAAAGCGCAGUUUGUAUGUUGUUACAGAGGUCGAGACAAACUUACACGAUUAAACACGGACGAGACGAAUGCUCGGAGAUCUUUGCGUUAUGACGAGGCUCUACAGACUUCAGAAGAGAUUGUAAGCUCGUAACGGCUCCAUAUAAAGAGAACACCGCUGGGAUUUGGGGGGGUUUAGUUUUUAAAUUUCCCUCCUGUUCCUUUGUGCCGGAGGAAGAGCGCGGGCCGCGGCGGGGAGUUGCACCAGGCCGCGGGAUCAGACGCCUCUGAACGGGGCAGAGAGAGAGAGAGAGAGUGUGUGUGUAUGCGGAGAAACAGUCCUGUAUGUUUGAAGAUAAAUAAGUGAUUUUAGACCAAAACUAGAGUUGUAACAAUGGAUCCAUAUUCGGCGUCCGGUGGCGCUUCCAAAAGCGGCAAAGAUAAAGACAAGAAAAGCAAGAAGAACUAUGAAGAUGGAGAAAGCAAGAAGAAGUUUACUCUCAAACGGCUGAUUCCUGAUGAGCUGGAGCGGUUCACCAGUAUGCGGACGAAGAAGGAGAAAUCGGCUACGAUGGGACACAGACACUCGACAGCAGCACAGUAUGAAGUUCCAUCACAGACGCAGUCACUGCACGAACACUCGGAUGACUAUGUGCUGGAGCUCUUCGAACAGAUGCUGGUUGAUAUGAAUCUGAAUGAGGAGAAGCAGCAGCCACUCAGACAGAAGGAUAUCUCCAUUAAGAGAGAGAUGGUGUCUCAAUACCUGCACACGUCUACUGCUGGAAAGAGUCAGAAGGAGAGCUCUAAGUCAGCGCUGGUGUACAUACAGGAGCUGAAGGCCGAUCUUAGAGACACACAGUUACUGAGCUGUCUGGAGUCACUGCGAGUGUCUUUAAACAACAACCCUGUCAGUUGGGUGCAGACGUUUGGAGAUGAGGGUUUGGCUUUACUUCUGACGUUCCUCAAGAAACUUCAAGACGAGAGAGAAGAACCUAUGAAUGCUGGUAUAGGUGUGAAAUGUCAACAUGAGAUCAUUAGAUGUCUGAAAGCGUUCAUGAACAACAAGCAUGGUCUUAAAUCCAUGUUGACGUCAGCAGAAGGAAUUCCUCUCCUAGUCAAAUCCAUCAAUCCAAAAGUUCCGCACAUGAUGGUGGAUGUAGUGAAACUGUUGUCUGCCAUCUGCAUAUUCGAGCACCCAGACAACACUCAUGAGCGUGUGCUGGAGUGUAUCACAGAGCAGGCAGAGGAACAAGACAUCGAGAGGUUUCAACCGCUGCUCUCCGGCAUGCAGAAAAACAGCAUCGCGCUAAAGACGGGCUGUAUGCAGUUAAUCAACGCUCUGAUCAGUCGAGUGGAAGAACUGGACUUCAGGAUUCAUCUGAGAUCAGAACUCAUGAGACUCGGACUUAGAGACCUACUGAAGGAGGUGAAGUUGAUAGAAAACGAGGAGCUGAAAGUUCAGUUUCAGGUCUUUCAAGAGCAGGCUGAUGAUGACUCCGAAGAUCUUCGCUCACGACUGGAAGACGUCCGUAUUGAGAUGGAUGAUGUGACUGAAGUCUUUCAGAUUCUGUUGAAUACGGUGAAGGACUCCAAAGCCGAGCCUCUCUUCCUCUCGUUGCUCCAGCACCUGCUACUCGUGAGAAAUGACUACAUGGCCCGGCCUCAGUACUAUAAGCUUAUAGAUGAGUGCACGGCACAGAUAGUUCUGCACAGAAACGGAUGUGACCCCGACUUCAAAUGCAGGAACCUACAGCUGGACGUUGACUACCUGAUUGAUAACAUGGUUAAUAAGACCAAAGUGGAAACCAGUGAAGCCAAGGCCAUAGAGCUGGAAAAGAAGUUGGACUCUGAGUUGAUGGCUCGUCACGAGCUGCAGGUGGAACUGAAGAAGAUGGAGGCGGAUUACGAACAGAAAGUUCUUGAUCUGAGCGCAGAGAAAGACACGCUGGGGAAGGAGAAGAGCGAGAGAGAGAAAGAGAACGAGAACCUGCUGUCACAGAUCAACCAACUCAAAGAGAAGAUUGAGAAGCUCUCGAAAGAUCUAGAGGAAGCCAAGACGAAGGUCAUCACUGUGCAUGUGCCUGUGGCCCUACCCACUCCUCCUUCAUCAGGCCAAACAAGUUCCUCAGUGGCGCCACCACCCCGACCUGGUGAAGCCUGCCUUCUGCCACCACCACCUCCUCCUCCACCUCCCCCUCCUCUGCCUGGGCAGAUGUCCAUGAUGCCCCCUCCUCCCCCGCCUCCACCCUUACCUGGUGGGCCAUGUAUGCCUCCGCCCCCUCCUCCACCUCCUCUACCCGGGGCACCCGGAAUGCCCCCGCCGCCUCCCCCUCUUCCUGGGGCACCUGGAAUGCCUCCACCUCCACCUCCUUUACCUGGAAUGCCAGGGAUGCCGCCGCCUCCACCCCCUCUACCCGGAAUGCCAGGGAUGCCGCCGCCUCCACCCCCUCCACCCGGAAUGCCAGGGAUGCCACCAUUCCCACCUCCGAUGGGUGGUCCUGGGAUGCCGCCACCCCCUAUGGGUGGUUUUGGUGGAUGGGCACCUCCUGUUCCUCAACUGCCAUAUGGUCUACAGCCGAAGAAAGAUUACAAACCUGAAGUUCAACUGAAGAGAGCCAAUUGGAACAAGAUUGCAGCUGAAGAUCUGUCUGAGAAGAGUUUCUGGGUGAAGGCAAAGGAGGAUCGCUUCGAGAACAAAGAGCUGUUUGCCAAACUCACACUCACUUUCUCUACACAAACCAAGGUUAAGAAAGAUCAGGAGGCAUCUGAAGAAAAGAAAACCGCUCAGAAGAAGAAGGUAAAGGAGUUGAAGGUGCUCGACUCCAAAUCCUCCCAGAACCUUUCUAUAUUCCUGGGUUCAAACAGGCUGCCUUAUGAAGAGUUCAAGAAUGUCAUCUUAGAGGUCGAUGAGAAACUUCUCACUGAAAACAUGGUGCAGAGUUUAUUGAAGCUGUUACCGGAACAGGAACAGUUGAACACAUUAUCAGAGAUGAAAGAUGAAUACGAGGAACUGGCCGAAUCUGAGCAGUUUGGAGUUGUGAUCAGUUCAGUGAAACGUUUGAAGCCUCGUCUCAGUGCAAUCCUCUUCAAGCUUCAGUUUGAGGAGCAGGUGAAUAACGUGAAGCCAGACGUCGUGGCAGUGACGGCCGCGUGCGAGGAGCUCCGUCAGAGCGAGAGCUUCUCCAGACUGCUGGAGAUCACGCUACUGCUGGGAAACUAUAUGAACGCAGGGUCACGAAACGCCAAAGCCUUCGGAUUCACCAUAAGUUACCUGUGCAAGUUAAGGGACACUAAAUCAGCUGAUCAGAAACAAACUCUGCUGCACUUCCUGGCUGAAAUAUGUCAGGAGCAGUACCCAGAGGUCAUGACCUUCCCAGAUGAGCUCAUCCACGUGGAUAAAGCCAGCAGAGUCUCUGCGGAAACGCUCCAGAAGAAUCUGGAUCAGAUGGAGAAACAGAUUACAAACCUUGAGAAGGACAUCGAGACUUUCCCGCCUCCACAGAGCGACAGAGACAAAUUCAUCGAGAAAAUGACCAGUUUUGUGUCGACUGCUCGUGAGCAAUUUGAGAAGCUGAAGUUGAUGCACGACAACAUGGAGAAACAGUACGAAGAUCUGGGCAAUUACUUUGUGUUCAACCCCAAGAAGAUGAGUCCAGAGGAGUUCUUCGGUGACCUUAACAACUUUAGGAACAUGUUCCAGCAAGCAGUGAAAGAGAACCAGAAACGGAAAGAAACGGAGGAGAAGAUUCGCCGAGCCAAACUGGCGCGAGAGAAAGCAGAGAAAGAGAAAGAAGAGAAACAGAAGAGAAUGAACGCCGGAAAGAUAUCCAACAUUAAUGAUGAUGAUGAGACUGGUAUCAUGGAUGGUCUGUUGGAGGCGCUGCAGUCUGGAGCUGCUUUCAGGAGGAAGAGAGCACCACGACAAGCAGCCAAUAAUCGGAGAGGAGCUGGUCAGGCCGUGACCAACAUUCUCGCCAAAGAGCUUCUUCAGGAGGAUGCCCCACCUAGUGCCACCAAAAAGACCAGAUUGGACGUUGAGAACAAGAGGGAGGAGUCUCCGGAAGACACGGACUCACUGGAGGAUCUGUUAGAGGAUGCCCUGUUGCGCUCAAAUUAAGCACUUCCUCUACUGAGCCCGCCUCUUCCUCUUAAGAGACAGAUGUGUUCGUGAACCAAGCGUGCGAGGGCAGGGCUCUCACUAAGCCACACCCCUUGAGUAAGCACGUAUGCCUUCCAGUUGGCUGUCACACUGGAGGAGGGGUUCUACUUCUACAAGUUCCAUUCUUAUAAGAUUUGUGUCGUCUUUUCACUGCCCUGAUAAACACACUUUCCAUUUCUCUGUCACACUUGGUCUUUGCAUUUUCUAGCACCAUUUCUCUCUAAAUGGCAAGUUUAAUGUGUUUCAUAAUCUUUCUCAUCUGUUCACGCAAGAUUCCAAAGAUUUGUAAACGUAUAUUCCAGAAUGUUUUGUUCUCUCUGAAGAACAGAGUUCCAUUCUAAAUUCAUCAGAAUGUUUUUUUCUGAUUCUUAGUCAUAACUAACAUCUCUUUUGUUUUAACAUGCUUUUUUGUUUUGUAUCACAUGGCUGAAUGUUUGAAUAAGUUACAUUAUUGUGCACAGAACACAAAGUGCCAAUGAUGACGACCCCGGAAAAACACGGUUCAGUUUUUACUCACUGAGGUUCUGUAGCCCAUCACAAGAUUUAACAACGGUCUGGUACCUGUUCACAAGAUUCGUUUUCUGUUUCUGUGCUCUACUGUUCCUCAGUACUACAUUUUGUGGUUUUAAGUCAGUGAUGUCAUCUAAAUUUCUUGGUAACUUCUCACUGGCUACUUAUUUAUGUAACAUGAGCAGAACGAAUUUCUAUUUAUAUAGUUUGCAUUGAAUUAAACAUGACAAUGUACGAAAAAUUGGUUUAGGAAGAAUGGAUAAAUCAUUCAUAAAACUAUUCUUACGUAAAUAUUUGCAUUGAUUUAAAUAUGACCGUUCACACACAAAAAAAGGCUUUGGAUAGAAUUGAUACAGUAAAUAGUUUGUUAAACCAUCCUUGCGUAAAUCGUUGCAUCGAAAUUAAACGACUAUUUACGGAAAAAUGUUUUUGGAUAGAAUUAAUACAUUUUUAGUAAAACUAUUUUUGUGUAGAUUUUUGCAUUGAAUUAAAUGCGACUACUAAUUAAAUGUAUUUUUUGUAUACAAUGGAUGAAUAAUUCGUAAAACCAUUCUUACGCAAAUUGUGACUGAUUUAAAUACGACAAUUUACACAAAAUACGGUGAAUCAUUCGUUAAACUAUCCUUGUGUACAUUUUUGCAUCACGUUAAAUGACUACGAAAAAAAGGGUUUUUGGAUAGAAUUAAUAAAUCAUUCUAAACCGUAAUUUUUUGCAUUGAAAUAUACGUGAAUAUUAACAAACGUUUUUUUGGUUGAACUGAUAAAUCCUUCGGAAAAACGUUCUUACGUAAAUUGUUACACUGAUUUAAAUACAACAAUUUAUGCACAAAAGGUUUCGGAUAGAAUUGAUACAGUAAAUUGUUCGCUAAACCAUCAUUGCGCAAAUUGUUGCAUUGAAAUUAAACGUCUAUUUACAAAAAAACUGGUUUUGGAUAAAAUGAAUAAAUCAUUCUUAAAACCAUUCUUACGUAAAUUGUUGCAUUGAAUUAAACGCAACUAUUAAAAAAAAUUUGGAUAGAAAGGAUACAUCAUUCAUAAAAACGAUUCUAAUGUAAAUCGUUGCAUUGAAUAUGACAAUUUGAUGCAAAAAUGGUUGUGGAUACAAUUGAUAAAUUGUUAAUAAAACCAUUCUUACAUACAUUUGUGUUGCUCAGAAUGGAUAAAUAGUUUGUUAAACCAUUCUGAGGUGAAUUGUUGCAUUCAAUUCGACAAUUUGUGUCAGGACAGAUUACGUCGAAUUUGUUUGGCUUGUGUUUCAUAAAUGAAAACCCUUUUUGUGUCUGUGCACUGCCCUCAGUUAAUAACUGUCUGAAUUGUCAUAUAUUCGGUUUCAUGAACAGCUGCAGUCGGCGUGUAGCUCUUGUUUUUCUAGAAAUAAUAAUCCUUUGAAACGCUGUGCUGUGUUUCUGUGUUUGUAAAGUGUUGUAGUCUUCUGUUUUGCGCACACUGAAAAUCAUAACAGACUUUGACUCUUGUGCACAUGUUCAUGUUUUUUCCCAUCAUUCACACAAGAUAAACAACAUGUGCAUGUUUUUGAUUUUAACUACAUAUAACAAUUUUGAGGGCGUAAGUAACAUGUACCUUUGGCAUUUAUUUCUCCAUCUUAAAGAGACAGUUCACCCAAAAAUGAAAAUUGUCAUCAUUUACUUACCCUCAUGUCAUUCCAAUCCUGUAUUUUUGGGUGAACUGUCCCAUGAAAGUAGCACUGCAGGUUUGUCAUUGGUGCUAAAGUAUCUUGUCUAAACCUGCUCGUAGAUUUGUUAAACUUUUGUCGAUUUCAUUGCUGACAUAUCACAGACAGAUACUGUUUUUCAGGACUGGUUUUCAGUCAUAAACAGAAUUUGUUUCAAUGAAGAGUUAACAUUUACAGUGAAAAAUGACCUCAGAGUUUCAGCUUUGUAAUAUGACGUACAUGAAUGUUAAUGUUGGCUGAAUGUUUGAGGGUAGAGAUCACUGUUUAAAGCCAUAGCGCGAUCUGCGUUUGUCCUGAGAAAUUGUCUUCUGGAUUAUUCUAUAGUAAAAUACAUAUGCAUUUAUUUAACGUGUAAAACGUGACAAUGUUUUGACUAGAAUCAGGUCUCCACACACUGCCCAGACACCAGCACGCCUAAAACGUCUCUGUAAUGUUCCGGUUUAUUUAACGGAAGUUAUAUGUGGACUGCAAUUUUGGAGACCUGCAAGCCAACAGAUUCUCCUAAAAGUAUGGUUUGAUCAUUAUGAUGGUUAUGCAACAUUUUCACAUUCUUGGGAGAAGCUGCAGAAAUAUCACAGGAAAAAACAGAGAAAAAAAAAACGUUUCAAUUUUUUUUUUUACCGUUUUUCUAUAUCAAUUUUUAUUGAUUAUUUUACUGUAAUAAUAUUGAAAUUGUAUUGGUGAGAUUUUUUUUUUUGUUGGUCAAAUUGUGUAUAUUGAGUUUGUGACUGUAGAGAGGUUUAUUCUGAUGAUCUCUGAACAAACACCAUUAAAAUAUAUUCUUUAA